AAAGAGUAAUACUAUACCUCGAUCUUCCCAUGACCAACCUAAUUCAAACCGGCCAACGGAGUUUCUUUCUUCUAAAAUGAUAAUCAAAGGAAGAAAUAAUUAACAUUUCGAUUGCUGAGCUCCCCAAGUUCAGAAUAAAUUAACGUCAUUUCGACAUAAAGAGAUCGCUCUCGGUAGUAAGCUAGAGAUAGAGAGAGAGAGAGAGAGAGAUGCCGGAGUACUGCGUCACCGGCGGGACGGGGUUCAUCGCGUCGCACCUCAUCCGCGCGCUGCUCGCCGCCAGCCACACCGUCCGCGCCACCGUCAGAGACCCAGAGGAUGAAGCCAAGGUGGGGUUCCUAUGGGAGCUUGAUGGCGCGAGCGAGCGGCUGCAGCUGGUGAAGGCCGACCUGAUGGUGGAGGGUAGCUUCGACGACGCCGUCCGCGGCGUCGACGGCGUGUUCCACGCGGCGUCCCCCGUCGUGGUGGUCGGCAACAGCAGCAGCAACAACGGCAAGCCGAACGACGACGACGACGAGGAGGAGGUCCAGCAGCGGCUAGUGGAGCCGAUCGUGCGCGGCGCGUCGAACGUGCUCCGCUCCUGCGCCAGGGCGUCGCCGCGCCCGCGCCGCGUGGUGUUCACCUCCUCCUGCUCCUGCGUCCGCUACGGCGCCGGCGCGGCGGCGGCGCUGAACGAGUCGCACUGGAGCGACGCCGCCUACUGCGCGGCGCACGGCCUCUGGUACGCCUACGCCAAGACGCUGGCGGAGAGGGAGGCGUGGCGGCUGGCCAAGGAGCGCGGCCUCGACAUGGUCGCCGUGAACCCGUCCUUCGUCGUGGGCCCCAUCCUGUCGCAAGCGCCGACGAGCACGGCGCUGAUCGUGCUCGCCCUCCUCCGCGGCGAGCUCCCCAGGUACCCGAACACGACGGUGGGGUUCGUCCACGUGGACGACGCGGUGCUGGCCCACGUGGUGGCCAUGGAGGACGCCAGGGCGUCGGGGCGGCUCAUCUGCUCGUGCCACGUGGCGCACUGGUCGGAGAUCGUGGGGUCGCUGAGGGAGAGGUACCCGGGGUACCCGAUCCCCGCGGAGUGCGGCAGCCACAAGGGAGACGACAGGGCCCACAAGAUGGACACCGCCAAGAUCAGGGCUCUCGGCUUCCCGCCAUUCCUCUCCGUGCAGCAGAUGUUCGACGACUGCAUCAAGAGCUUCCAGGACAAGGGCCUCCUUCCUCCUCACGCUUGAUUCAUAUGAUCCACACAAUUAAGCUGCUUGAUUAAUUAACUAAUUAAUCUAAUAUUAUUAAGGAUCGGAAUCACGUAGUACCGAUCAUAUAUAUGUUCAUCUCGAAAUUAACUGCAAGUGUGAGAUCGAGAAUACACUAAUACAGUGCUAAUAUAUACUGAUCAGUCGCCUGGUGAGUUAUUAAUUA
Molecule: messenger RNA, 1410 nt
Organism: Oryza sativa Japonica Group (Japanese rice)
Lineage: Eukaryota; Viridiplantae; Streptophyta; Magnoliopsida; Poales; Poaceae
Product: tetraketide alpha-pyrone reductase 2
Molecular function (GO): oxidoreductase activity, acting on the CH-OH group of donors, NAD or NADP as acceptor
Source: RefSeq, a predicted model, not a curated record